GAAACUGUGUGAGUGAGUGAGUGAGGUAGAGAAUGGAGGAACAAGACGAGCUUUCACCGGCAGCAAUGGUGAAGUUGGGUUCUUACGGUGGUUCGGUGAUGUUGGUUGUUCCUGGGGAGGAAUCAGCUGCGGAAGAGACCAUGCUUCUUUGGGGUAUUCAGCAACCUACACUUUCCAAACCCAACGCUUUUGUUUCUCAAUCUUCCUUGCAACUUCGCCUUGACUCUUGUGGUCACUCUCUCUCCAUUCUUCAAUCCCCUUCUUCCUUGGGCACGCCUGGAGUAACUGGAUCAGUGAUGUGGGACAGUGGAGUUAUACUGGGGAAGUUUCUAGAGCAUUCUGUUGACUCAGGAAUGCUUAUUCUUCAAGGCAAGAAGGUCGUUGAAUUGGGAUCUGGUUGCGGAUUGGUUGGUUGCAUUGCAGCUCUUUUGGGCGGUGAAGUCAUUCUUACCGAUCUACCUGAUAGGCUGAGGUUACUCAGAAAGAACAUCGAAACCAAUAUGGAACAUAUUUCUCUGCGCGGUUCAAUAACAGCUACUGAACUCACAUGGGGAGAAGAUCCUGAUCAAGAACUCAUCGACCCCAAACCUGAUUAUAUACUAGGAUCUGACGUGGUGUAUAGUGAGGGCGCUGUUGUGGAUCUUCUAGAGACACUUAGUCAGCUCUCUGGACCUAACACAACAAUUCUUUUGGCUGGAGAACUUAGAAAUGAUGCAAUUCUCGAGUACUUCUUAGAAGCUGCAAUGAACGAUUUCACAAUUGGCCGUGUGGAUCAAACACUAUGGCAUCCUGAUUUUCGCAGCAAUCGUGUUGUUCUUUAUGUACUAGUUAAGAAAUGAUUAAGAGUAAUUUUGUGUAAUGAUGGUAACAUAGCACUAUUAUUUGCUUCCAAGUUUUUUUAUUUAAUGAGUUUGGUUUGAUGAAUACUACAAUACAAUAGUUUGUGAUAUAUUUGAAUGGAAUGAGAUGCUUAUGAUUUAGGCUA
Trifolium pratense (red clover) is the source of this 985-nucleotide messenger RNA. Its product is annotated as protein N-lysine methyltransferase METTL21A-like. Lineage: Eukaryota; Viridiplantae; Streptophyta; Magnoliopsida; Fabales; Fabaceae. The record is from RefSeq and is a predicted model, not a curated record. Bases 33 to 839 code for a protein of 268 amino acids. The transcript is spliced from 5 exons.